UCUGCCAAAGACAGAAGGUGGUGGAGAAUCGUGGAGGUCUGAAAUGAAGAGCACAAAAGGAAACGUUAACGUUUUCAACAUUUUUAUACAAAUCCAUGAUGUGAAAUGCCAGGUCCCAGCAAGCAACCCUACCACUCUGAGAUGCCUGAACAUCCCUAUUCUGAGUGACAGCGUUUGCUCCAGUUCCUACCCUGGACAGAUCACCUCCAAUAUGUUCUGUGCUGGCUUUGUAGAGGGAGGCAAGGAUUCCUGCCAGUCACUGUCCCUGUUGAAGACAAGGAGAAGAUCAUUGGAGGUUAUGAGUGCCCAGCACACUCCGUGCCCUACCAGGCGUCUCGGUUUGUUGGGCAUUACGUUUGAGCAGGAUCUCUGAUCAUCAGCUUGUGGGUCCUGUCUGCUGCCCAUUGCUACCAGUCAUAAGUAAAGUUCAUUGCGAUUAAUAUUUAUUUAAUUUUGACACCAUUUGUUAAAUCCACUGAGGCUUCAUCAUCAAGCACCCCAAUUACAGCAUCAACACCCUCAACAACAUCAUGUUGAUCAAGCUGAGAUCAGCUGCUACCCUGAACAGCUACGUGAGCCCAGUGUCUUUGCCCAGCAGCUUCCCCUCUGCUGGGAUCAUGUGCAUGGUCUCCGGAUGGGGAAACACUCAGCACUGGCAGUGAGUACGCUUACUUUUAACUACCUUAAAUACUGCAAUGCAAAACCCAUUCAUGAUCACACUUCCAAUUUUAAUCUUGAUUACUAUGUGCAAUGACAAUAUCUUGAAAGACAUAAUGGAGGUAAAUUGCUCACUGCUUCAGUCUCACUGCAGGUCAACACAUGUUUACUUAGUAAUCUAAAGAUGAACAAAUAUUUUAACAGACUAUUUUAAAUUGCAGUGAAUUCAGAGGCCAGCCCAUCGUGUAACCCAUGUUCUAUCAACCAAUAAUGAGGCCUGUCAAAUAUCUAUGGAGCCCUGCUGGUGACAUCCUGUGUGAAUAAAAAUAAUGUGUGGCCACGACUUAGUAAUGCAUGGAAACAAGAUACUUAAGUCACAGCCAUGACUUGGUAAGGUGUAGGAUCGAGAUCCUAAUGUGUGGCAUGAUCUUAAGGUCUUAAGACCAAGUCGUUGCUACGCUUUAGGAUCAGUUAUAGGUCAUUUUUAUUUAUAUGGGUCAUCAUAUAUGGGUCAUCUAUAGCUAUCAUAUAAUCCCUUGAUCUCAAUUAUUUUUCACAGUUUCAUAUUUCACAAUCAUGUUUAUGCAGCAAAUUAAAUACAAAUUGGGUGGUUUUCAUAAUUUGGAUUGAAGCUAAAAUGUGUAAAUACCAGAAAACAGAAAACCCAAUUUUUAAGAUGCAUUAUGGAUCUCAUGAAAAACAACAAAUGUUCUGAAAAAACAAAACUUCUGAGUGGUCCUAUUACACCUUUCGAGGGCAGUGGUGAAGAACAUUUGCUCAUCUGAGCUUGAGGAUCCAAUUUUUGCCAGUCGGGAACCACUAAUUAUCGACAACAAGGUAAAUUUUGCAAUUUUAGGCUUGUGCUUUUAGGCUUGGCCUGAUUGUGACAGGCCAUCCAGUCAGCCAGACCAAAUCUAAAAUGUUUAGUAAAUGCUUCCAAGUGGCAAAAAAAGAAUUUAAAUGAAACUGCAUGAUGGAGUAUUUCAAAUCAAACCACUCUGAAAUGACAGAAUUGAAUGAAUUGUCUUUAAAGAAAUUGUGGAUUUUCUCUGUGCUGUAUU
This is a messenger RNA of Pygocentrus nattereri (red-bellied piranha), 1718 nucleotides long. RefSeq names its product glandular kallikrein-like. NCBI's taxonomy places the organism in Eukaryota, Metazoa, Chordata, Actinopteri, Characiformes, Serrasalmidae. Gene Ontology annotation, molecular function: serine-type endopeptidase activity. The transcript is spliced from 4 exons. Gene Ontology annotation, biological process: proteolysis. The record is from RefSeq and is a predicted model, not a curated record. The coding region runs from base 44 to 373 and encodes 109 amino acids.